This is a messenger RNA of Tigriopus californicus, 1401 nucleotides long. RefSeq lists its product as uncharacterized. The record is from RefSeq and is a predicted model, not a curated record. NCBI's taxonomy places the organism in Eukaryota, Metazoa, Arthropoda, Copepoda, Harpacticoida, Harpacticidae.
GCGAUAUUUUCCGUUGUUAUUGGUCAUUACGUUUGUCGCCUUUAGCGUCGUGAGCUCACGAGACAUGAAAUCUUUUGCCACACCAACGGACCGAGAAGGGAAACUACUUUCUCUUUUCCAAAUCGUGAGAUUUCCGAACGAGCCCUGCAUCGGGCAAGCCAGCAAGAACGGAACCUGUUACACGGCCGAUGAGUGCACCUCCAAGGGAGGAACCAAUGCAGGCACUUGUGCCCAAGGCUAUGGAGUCUGCUGUACCUUUACCGAAAAUUGUGGUGCCACCUCUAACGAAAAUUGUACUUACUUCGAGUCAUCUGGAGGGGAAAUUGGGGCCUGUCAGCUCAAGAUUUGUCCUUGUAGUGACAACAUCUGCCAACUUCGUCUGGAUUUCAACCAGUUCAUGAUCACGGGCCCCUCAACUUCCACCGUGAGCGUCAGUGCUCAUAGAGGAGGCGUGAUUGGAGCCCCAGGAGCCGCGACAGCCAUUUCAUUGGCCUCUCGAUGUCUGACCGAUACUUUCUCCGUUCUUUCACCCUCUGGCCAAUCCCCGCCCACAAUCUGCGGCAUCAACACGGGCGAACACAUGUAUGUGGACUCAAGUGUCAAUUGUAACGACCUGGUUUUCCAAUUGGGGAACAUGGCUCAAGGAACGGGGAUUGGUCAGCGCCAAUGGAGCAUCAAGAUCACCCAAUAUUCUUGCGACUAUCCCAAUUUAGCACCCGAUGGGUGCACUCAGUACUACUUUGGAACCACCUCGGACACGGUUCAAACUUAUAAUUUUGCAGGUGGACAGCAUUUGGCCAAUCAAGACCAAAGCAUUUGUAUCAGAUCUGUUACGCCACAGUCAUGGAAUCUGACUUCAUGACAUCGGGCAUGGCCACGAAAAUGGCGAUUGCAAAGCCAUCGUCUUGUUGUGGAUAUGGAACGGCGGGAACUGGCACCAACUUUGAUUGCGUCAUCAUUCCUGGAGCUUUGAACCCUGCCAUGUUGUCCAUGCAAGGCAUGUUCAGCCAAUUCUGUGGACGCUCGGCUGGAAUUCAAAACACAAUCUCGACUGUCGGCAGCAUGAUGUCCAAAACCAUCUGCACCGACCGACAGCCCUUCAAUAUUCGCUUCUUGUCCGACGCCUUUGAAGGAGACAUGGAAAUCUUGAUGGGGGUGAUGUCUGGGUUCAAGUUGACCUAUCUUCAAACUUCGAAUGGUUGCAAUAAUUAAUCAAACGGCCUGAAAACUGGUCGGAAUCGAAAACCAAAUCAACUCAAUCAAUCGCUCAACUGACAUCAUCUCGUGUUGGUUUCCCUUCUUCCACCAUUGGCGAUAAAUGCUAACAUCGAAUGCAAUCUUCAGUCCCCAAUGGGAUUGCCUCCAAUCCUUUUAGUUGAGGUCAUUUUCUCUAUUUUAUCC